AUGGCAGGGCCAUCUCUGCCUCCAGACAUGGUCCUCGCCUACAAGCAGUACAAGCAAGAUACCGAGACCGUGGCAGGAUGGCUGGCGAAGAACUCCGCUGCGGCGGGCUACAAAUCAGACACCGUCUCUGCUUCACGUGACAAAGGACCCAAGGUUGCUGCAAAAUCUCAGAGAAUCACUCGAGGCAAUACUGAAAAGCCUCGACGGCCAAAAGCUCCCAAGCCUAUCUCCACUGUCAAGACUGCCGAGUUGGUCGAGAUGGCCAAAUGCAUCGUCAAAGCCAAGCCAAAGGUCGUCCUCAGUCGAACUCUGCAGACAACCUGGGGACGCACUAUUCGAGCCAGGCGGGAAUUUUCUCGAUGGUUUAGGAGCAAAGCUGCCACCAGCGUUGUCGUCGACGAAAAACACUCUCAUUUUGCUUCCGUUCUCGAACUUGCACUCGAAACGCUUAAGCCCUGCUACGAACCGGUGAAGGAGUCAAGACCAGCCCUGCAAAAGAAAGAUGCCAAUCAAGCAACACCCCUGCACCCUGUCACCAACAUCUUCCAGCAUCUCGAGGUCGAGGAUGUCCUUUCCGAAGAAGAGCUGGACCAAGAAGGCACAACAGCUGUCGUCUAUCCCGAAGCCAAGCCCGAGGCUCCUCGUGCUCAGAUUGAUUUCGAUGACAAGGAAGCUGAGUCCGAGUUCCUGUUCGCCAUCUGGUCGUUCAUGCGGGAAGUCUUCGCCGUACGGAUCUAUGUUUCCUCGACUUGGCAACUGUAUGCUAGUGGGAACCUCGAAUUGAUGCAGGCUGCCAGUGUCACCAACCUUGCAGUCGAUCUGGUUCGCAGAGCUGAGGCCGACUUUGAGGCCAGCCUACAACGCCCGCCAGCAUACCCCAGCGCGAAAUACCCGACAGGCUCUCUACCCUCUCUCAUUUUCAAACUUCAUCUCCCCCCCGCAGAUCAGUGCAUAGCACCUGUCGACACCGACUUGCCAAUGAUGAUUAUCAUUUGUGGUUGCGCGAUCUGUGAUUUCCUCCUCUACGUGCCAUGGGCCAUGGCCAAGUCAUACAUCCACAUACUCAAAGACGAACCACCAACAUUUCCGAGCUCAAACAAUGAUUUUCGCGUCCAGGUACCGGGGUUUCCAGACAGCACCAUUCGUGGCUCGGAAUUCUACCACGCCCAGAAUCCAAGUCAAAAAGCGCAGGCAGAGCUGUCCGAAAUCUUACCGCACUUCUCCAUGCUUUCACUGAUGCUCCGGGGCAAGUUCAUUGAGGAUGAGAUUCUGCACGCGGCCAGGCAUAUCCUCGAGAACCACAACGUCCCAAUUUGGGUCAGCCUAGCGCUGCAAAUCCAGCUUGAUAUUCAGAGACUGAGCGAGACCAAAAGUCUCCGCGCUUUUCGGGACUUGAAGGAAGCCUACGAAGUGAUUAAAUUUCGAGCCGAGGAAUACCAGAAAUGGCAUGAAUCACUCGGGGUUGAGAUAUGGGACAAAUCAUGGCACAGCCAGAUUCGCAUAUUGGUUGAUCAGUUUGGGGAAUGGAUCAAAGGCAAGAAUUGCGGCAAGUCUGACGGCAAAGAGGUACUGCAACGGGUCGACGCAGGAUUCAAUAUGACAGACGCUGUCAGAGCCAGUGGAAGGGUUCCACUGCUAGAAUACUUCCCGGUCACCUGUGGGAUGAUGAAAACAGAUCUUCAGCUGGAAUGGCAUACUUUGGGCCUGAAGCUUGUCAACAAAACAGCUCAUGUCCCGAUGCUCUGUCACCUUUACAAUGCUCUGCGUAUCGUGGACCCUCAGUCGCCUGUCUGGCCGGACAUGGAGCUUCUGAUUCGCAACCAGAACCCUGGGAAAAUCUUCAUGGGUGGCCGCCCUGGGACGCUUGUUCAAGCUCGAAACAGAUUUUUGCUCAGCAUCGGCGCCUCCGCUGCAAGCCUGGGCAAAGAUUCCCGAAAGAUUCGGUUCAGAAAAGACAACCCCGGGAUGCGAGAGUAUGAACAGUCUUCGAUUGCCAGAAACCUCUUUGAUCGUUGGAUGGGUCAAGAGACGCGGAAGAUCGACGAAGCUGCAUACCGACUCCAGGAGCUUCUUUUUGGUCGCAGAUAUCGCGAGGACCUUGAGCGUAAUCUCUACGUGACAAUUUCCUCUCCAGCGCAAACGUACCCUCACAAGUCGCUUGCAACACUGCAGACUAAGAUGGUUCGCAUUCUGGGCAGGCUAUCUGAAGGUUUCUCGGCCGAGAUGCCAGCGCUAAUGUUUGACUUUUUCUCUAUGGAGCGACGAUGCUUUGCAGUCUUUGAACAACUUGUCGAAGAUUUCCAGACCUCGGAAGAAGGCGGCCUGCGCUCUACCAGGCUGGCUCGGAACCCAGCUCUCAACCCUGUUGAAAUUGCAUUCGACGUUUUCAAUGACUCUGUGGGUUCCGAGAGGAUGGUCCACUGUCUUGCUUCGAAGAACCGGGCCACAAACAGAGCUCAAGGGCCGGCGGUGGCAAAGCAUAUGAAGUCGAUGAUUCCCCAGUUCCAGGACGAAACUAGUCAAGCGUACCUUAGUCAGGCCUUGACACUGAUCCGCAACGGCCGCAUCGGCGACGUCUUCGGAGAAUACGCCGAUCUUUCUGAGUAUCCGACGGCAGCAAGACUUCUCAACCCAAUCCGUCUACGUAUCGAGAGUCUUGUCAAGCAGCGCAAAGGGGAUGCAGAGCUGGUCGAAUUGCGGAGACAGGUGGGAACCAAGGACUAUGGGAUCUCUCUCUUUCGCCGUUCAAGCCUGGAGGCAUUGUAUGGCCCUGGAAAAGAGCAAUCCUGGAAGGAUAUUGUGGUUGCCGAGAACGUGAUCGACGAGGCCAUGCUGCGCAAGGCCGACAACCCCGUCUUGUACCUGGUUGCUUUGCUAUUUCUCCACCAGAAGAAGAUUAUGUGCGGGACGGGUGAAGACUCUUAUGAGAAGAGCGGCCUCAGGUCUAACGAUGUCAAGGAUCUCGAGCGUCAGAUCAGAGAAAAAUGGUUCAAUGGGAAUACCAGCAAGUGGGAGGAUAUGACACAGCCGGACAAAGAAGAUUGGGAGAAAUGGGAAGGGAUCUAUGGUAGGGAAGGUCGACUGGCUCCUCAGCUGAGGAUAAAGUGACAUUCGAGGGUGCACUCGACUGAAAAUGGGACCGUCUGCCUGAUGAGAGACCUAGGACGAAGAAGUGUGGAGGCUAUGAG
Cladophialophora immunda is the source of this 3188-nucleotide messenger RNA. RefSeq lists its product as uncharacterized. The record is from RefSeq and is a predicted model, not a curated record. NCBI's taxonomy places the organism in Eukaryota, Fungi, Ascomycota, Eurotiomycetes, Chaetothyriales, Herpotrichiellaceae. Bases 1 to 3108 code for a protein of 1035 amino acids. The transcript has a single exon.